This is a messenger RNA of Coregonus sp. 'balchen', 1360 nucleotides long. The record is from the annotation of a GenBank genome assembly. NCBI's taxonomy places the organism in Eukaryota, Metazoa, Chordata, Actinopteri, Salmoniformes, Salmonidae.
AUGUUUCAGGCGUUUUAUGUAUUGAUGAAAGUAGGGAUAUUUCACCUAAAUAUAUAUUCAACAAAGCAAGAGGACGUUGGGAUGUACUACUGUGGAUUGGUGCGCUUAAACUUCAUAGAGUUUGGACCUGGAACCACCUUGAUGCUUAAAGGUAAUGCAAUUACUUGUAAGUUUAAAGUCAUACGCUGAUAAAUUAUAUGCUGAAAUAUAAUAUAUGACAUGAUUUAAAAAAAAAAAAUCAGUGAUUAUGAUAAGUCAAUAACAUUUCAUUUCAAAGGUACAAAGUUAAAUAGUAAUACUGUUGUCCAGAGAGCAUUUGUCUGAGUCAGUCCAGCCAGGAGACUCUGUGACUCUGAAGUGUACAAUACACACUGAGACCUGUGUAGGAGAACACAGUGUCUAUUGGUUCAGUCAUGGCUCAGGAGAAUCCCGUCCAGGAAUCAUUUACACCCAUGGAGACAGGAGUGAUCAGUGUGUGAAGAGCCCUGAGGUUGGGUCUCCUACACAGAGCUGUGUCUACAACCUCCCCAAGAAGAACCUCAGCCUCUCUGAUGCUAGGACUUACUACUGUGCUGUGGCCUCAUGUGGAGAUACUGUUUGGGAACGGGACCAAGCUGAACAUUCAUGGUAAAUCCCAUUUAAUCUGUAAAUAUCCCCAACCAUACUGUAUAUUUAUGCAAACGGCCUACCUCCAAAUGACCCCAUACAUUUGUCUCAACAAGCUAUACAAUAACACCAUUAGCUUUUGAUUCCAUAUUUUUCUGUUUAAUGAAAUUUCUAAGCGCUCAUGAAUACAAUAUGAAUUCCCUGAUACCCUUUCCACAGUUCCAGAGCACGAUUCUCCAUUUGAUCAGUCCAACUGUUCUGGCCUUGGUCGUCUCCAACAUCGUCCUGGGGAUAGUGACCCUUCUACUUGUCUGGGUGCUGUGCUGUUCGACCUAAUAUUCAGCAUAUUUGUGCUUUAUGUGUUAUUAAGCUUUAUUGGAAAUAAUAGGUCACUGUACUAGAUGAAGAUUUCUGAUCUUUGUGUUUGUUGUUAAUUUUUCCAUGGAACUUCUGUCUGUCACUGUUCCACUGACUGUCAGGUCAUUGUAGUGGGUGUACAGUCUGAACAGUCAUGUCUUUUGUGGAGUGUUUUCUUCCACAGGAGAAUAGAAACAUUAUAUAGUAGAUCAUGCUAUCAUCAUAAUGUAUUUCCUCAUGGCUCCACCACCCUCAGAAUCAAGACAGUGACGUAUUGAACUAUGCAGCUGUGAGUUUCACCCCCAAGAAGAACUCCUCCUCCUCUAGAAGAGCAAGAGAGAAGACCAGCAGAGAGGAUGCAGUGUACUCUGAGGUCAGGCACCUGCAGCAGCAGUGA